Molecule: messenger RNA, 2270 nt
Organism: Etheostoma cragini (Arkansas darter)
Lineage: Eukaryota; Metazoa; Chordata; Actinopteri; Perciformes; Percidae
Gene: lcmt2
Product: leucine carboxyl methyltransferase 2
Exons: 14
Coding region: 23-2074 (683 amino acids)
Biological process (GO): wybutosine biosynthetic process; tRNA methylation
Molecular function (GO): tRNA methyltransferase activity; protein binding
Source: RefSeq, a predicted model, not a curated record
ACUCGAAGUGCUCACCGGCAUUAUGCCAACAACAAACCGAAAUAAGCAGGGGAGGGACACCGCAGUACAGGGGACCAACGACAGCAGCGUGGUGAGCAAGGUGUCUGCUGCAGCGCAGGGCUACUUCCAAGAUGUCUUCCUCCAACACUUUGUGUGCAAAGCGGCCAGAAGAGCCCCGCUCAUCAACAGGGGCUACUAUGUGCGCUGGAGAGCCGUGGACUACUGUGUGAGGAGGUUCCUUCGCGUCACUGACUACUGCCCAAAGAGACAGAUUCUGUCUUUGGGUGCAGGGUUCGACUCUGCGUAUUUUCGCCUCCACGCAGAUGAAGCGCUGGACAGGGCCGUUGUGUUCGAGGUAGAUUUUCCUGAUGUCACUCGCCGCAAGGCCGCCCUGAUCAACUCUAAUAACACGCUGAGGGGGAUGUUGGACCCCCAUUUACCUCCUUGUACAGGGCCUGAACAUGUGUCCAGUAGUCAGUACCAUCUGCUCGGGGUGGAUGUUAGAGACGAGUCCCAGGUGGAAGAGGCUCUGAGUGCAGCGGGGCUGGACUGGGCCGCCCCCACCCUCAUUCUUUCUGAAGUGGUGCUUACCUACAUGGAAUCAAAAUGGUCGGAUGCUGUCAUUAGUUGGACGGCAAAGCUCCUCCCACAGUCCCUCUUCGUUAUGUACGAGCAGAUCCGUCCGCUUGAUCCCUUCGGUCGGAUCAUGCAAGAUCAUUUCUUGAAACUUAAUUCAACUCUACACGCCCUACUACAUUACCCGGACACUGCUGCACAGAGGCAGCGGUUCCUGGACAAGGGCUGGGAGCAGUGUGUGUGUCUGGAUAUGAAUGGCUUCUACUUAGGGCUCGUCCCUGAGGAGGAGAGGGGCAGAGUGGAGAGCCUGGAGCCUUUCGAUGAAUAUGAGGAGUGGCACCAGAAAUGUUCCCACUACUUCAUCCUUAGUGCAUCUCGAGGCGCUUUGAUGACACAGGCUUUACUCUCGCAAGCUCCAGUAUCUUCGUUGCCAUCCAUUUGCCCGUCUUGGAGCCCCACAGCCCUGAGUGUGCAGACCAUACCAGUUAGUAUGGAGGGUCUGGGGAUGGCUUCCACGCCGGUGAGCCCGGGGCAGGUGCUGCUGACAGGAGGCUCUAGCAGAGGAGGCAGGGGGCCAGUGGCUAGGACCCUCCUCUGGGGCCAGAAAGGCUGGAGAUCUGCUAGUGUAGAACCUUCAGUUGAUUUGGGUGUUCGACUCUACCACACCGCUACCUCUCUUCCCGGAGGAGGUAUGGUGGUAUACGGGGGUCGCUCAUCUCCACUCAACCCAAUCAGAGGUCUUUUCAGAGUAACCCUGGACACCCGCGGCCCCCCUGUUCCACACGACUCAGAGGACCGAGACACUGUGAAACUUUGUGUAGCGCAGAUGGUCUGUACGGGGCAACCACCAGCGCCAAGAUGGAGGCACACUGCUACUACUGUCAGUCACAAAGGAAGAGACUUUCUGAUUGUGUUUGGUGGGAAGAAUGAAUCCGAGGCAGCUCUGGGUGACGCCUACUUCCUGUGUCCAGACCAGCAGCACUGGACUCAGAUGCCGGUAGAGGGCUCAGCACCGGAGGCCCGCCAUACACACUCAGCAUGUUCAUAUCAGGGAGGUAUGGUGGUGUUUGGAGGACUGGACCGAAGAGGAUUACCACUGGGGGACACAGCACUGUUAAGACCAACGGACAGAGGCUUCUCUUGGGAAAGAAUAGAGGUGCAGCCCCCUCCUGUUCCCAGGUACUCUCAUUCUGCCCAUGUGAUUGGUGAAAAGCUGCUUGUGGUUGGUGGAGUUUGGCUGCAUUCAGAUGGUGUACCAGGUGUCGUCGUGAUCAACCUCACCACGCGCAGCAGUGUGGAGUUCAGCCUGGACACGACGUCGGUGCCUUGGCCUCUGCUGCUCCACUCAUUCUGCUCUGAGCUGACAGACUCAGAAGAACCAGAGCUGCUCCUGAUAGGAGGGGGAGGAAACUGUUUCUCUUUUGGGACUCACUUCAACCCUCAGCCUGUCACUGUGGACCUCAGACCUGCGCUGGGAUCAAGUAGAGUGUUUCUAUGAAAGGGUUAAGCCGCCCAAAUCAAAGACUUAAACUGUGGCAGUCCGAACUCCAACCAUCAGUCAUCUCAGAUGGCAUGAAAUGGAUAAACUUGAAAUUUGGCAAAGUUUGAGUAGAGCUUACUUCUCCGGACACAUGUUAUUGUUACUGAGCCCCGACAUAUUUUAUGUCUAAGUAAAGCAUGAUGUAUGCUUCUGC